Molecule: messenger RNA, 1172 nt
Organism: Moneuplotes crassus
Lineage: Eukaryota; Ciliophora; Spirotrichea; Euplotida; Euplotidae
Source: the annotation of a GenBank genome assembly
AAUGAAUUCUAUUUUGGAGAGAGUUGUCACUCCCAAAGAAGCAGUAACCUUAGAAAGGAGUGUUAAACACUACAACAAUUUUUCCCCAAUGUUCAGAGGGCCAUUGAAUAGUAAUACAUUGCUGUCAAUAUCAAAGAAUUGACUCAAUAAUAAACUAUUAACUAAAAACUCAAAGAAAUUCAAGAGCUUUCUUAAAGGAACGCUGAGUGCAAGAAAGUCCAUCAGGAAAAGACUAGGGAGACCACAAAGAAAUGAGAGGGUUUUGAGUAGUGGGAACACUCUUGAUGAGAUUCCUCAGAUCAGAACAACGAGAUCUCCUCUAAACCAGAGCAAGGGAUUUUCCCAAUGUAAAACUCCUUCUUGAAUGGCAACAAUGAUUAACCUUCCUACUUGAGAUUCAUACAUUAGCAAGGGUAAAACUCCCAAAAAUACUCAAUAUGAAGAACCAGAAGUUAUAAUUACUGAAAAAUAAGCCGGAUGUAUCAAAUAAGGAAUUAUUUCGGAAUAAAACCCAGUCACAUUUGCUGAUUCAUAAAGAAGAUACUCAGGAGAUUUUGGAGGCAAUUUGCCAGGUACCCUUCUCUACUGGGCUAAAAUCUUCCACUAGAAGGAACUUUUAUAAACGUUAUAAUCCUGAAAAUAAAAAGUCUAAAAAGACUAAAGCUAGGCAUAAUUCAAAGUAUCAGAUAUAUUGAAUGAAGAAACCAAAGCCGGUCAAUAUCAUUUGAGAAAUAAUGAAACGUCAAGCAACUAAGGAUAUGCUGAUUGAGCAGCUUAGACAAGAAUUUAUAAAUGCAGCCUCAUUUCAAUUGUAUUAGGCAGUAGAGGUAGAGGCUAUAAAGGAGAAAUUGCUGACAAGAGACAUGUUACUACUUAUAACAACUUCUCUGAAAGAUUCAAAGGAAGUAAUUUGCAAAACACAGGAGCUCAAGAUUCUCUGUUUGAUGCUAACCUUAGCAAGAUUGAUAGGGUAAAUGAAAGGAUCCGCUCACUCUCUCCAAACAGAAAUAUUCUAACUGAUGGGGAAUAUAACAUUAACAGUGUCCAUGACAUUCUUGAACAGCUAAAAUUGAUAGAGAAAAAGAAAGAAACUCCCCUCAAGAAGCACAGGUACUCUAAGGAGGCUCUUCAGACCUACAAAGAUAUAAGAAAUUUGUCAAAAUAAUUCAUGC